Molecule: messenger RNA, 1783 nt
Organism: Glycine soja
Lineage: Eukaryota; Viridiplantae; Streptophyta; Magnoliopsida; Fabales; Fabaceae
Exons: 3
Coding region: 121-1548 (475 amino acids)
Source: RefSeq, a predicted model, not a curated record
GUGCACCCUUAAACGGUGUCGCAGGGAAUGGUCUUAUCUGGUUAAGGACCGACUCUUCACUUGGGAGGAAGUGACGAUCGAAAUCUGGUAAGAGGCUGUAAUCAAUCAACCAAAGCAACGAUGUCGUGGUUUACAAGGACAAUCGCAAACUCACUCAAACUCGACGACGACGACAAUGGCGGUGACCUAAAAUCCCCUCCGAAGAAACCCGAUUCGGAACCCGUUCAACCCGAUUCCGCAUCCACCCCCAAUCCCACCACGCGCGGCGUCAAAGAGGAUUUUUCCGAGCUCACCAAAUCCUUUUCCCGCCAGCUCUGGGGAGUCGCCUCCUUCCUCGCCCCGCCGCCCGAUCCCCAAUCCGAAAAGCCCGUCGCCGAUUCCAAUCCCAAUCCCACUGACGACGACGAAGAGGAAGAUAUCAUCGCAGGAAUCCGAAACGAUUUCGCGGAGAUUAGUGGCAAGUUCAAGAGCGGGAUCUCCAAAAUUUCUGGUAAUAAGACGGUAUCCGAAUUCACUAAGAUAGCUUCGAGUUUCCUUCAGCUUGGAUCCGAGGAGGAAUACGAUCUCGAAGGUGUCCUCGGAGUUACCGAGGAUGUGGUUGCCUUCGCCAGAAGCGUAGCUUUGCAUCCAGAAACUUGGCUCGAUUUUCCCCUUCCCGAUGAUGAGGAUUCUGAUGAUUUUGAUUUGUCCGAUGCACAACAAGAACAUGCUCUAGCUGUUGAACACCUGGCACCAAGCUUAGCUGCUCUUAGAAUGGAGCUGUGCCCCGGAUACAUGAGUGAUGGUAACUUUUGGAAGAUAUACUUUGUUCUCGUGCACCCUAGACUUAGCAAAACUGAUGCUGCUAUUUUAUCCACUCCACAAAUAAUGGAAGCUAGAGCAAUGUUAACUCUGGCUUUAGACAAAAGAAGUAAGGAAAAGAAAGAAUCUGACUUAUCUGCAGGAGGGAAUGUUCCCUCAAAAGAGGAGGAACAGCAUCUCUUUGUGCCAAGCACUGUUCAACUUGAAUCAGCACCUCUCCAGACAUCUGCUGCUGAAGCUGCCCCAUCUGUGGUUGUUUCUAAUGUUGAGAUGGAGAAACAUGCCACUCAAAGUAUUGUUCCAGAGGUUAUUGACAAGUCUGUGGUUAAAGAAGCAACGGUAAAUCCAUCUGCAGAACAAUCAUCAUCUGGUUCAACCAAUAGAUUUUUGGAUGAAUCCUAUGAGGAUGAUGCUGAUGAUUGGUUGAAAGAAGAGGAUACUUCUGAAAUGGUUGGUCCCAGUGGAACUCCUGUUCACACUGGUAAUGACGAGGAUGUAUCAUUCAGUGAUCUUGAGGAGGAUGAUGGUGAUGUACAUGAAAGUUAUAAAAAAACUAGAUCAGGCUCUGAUUCUUCAACAAAAGACUCUCGAGAUUGGGUUCAGUUAGGUAGAAGUUCACCUAACUCUGAUAAGGAUUUAAACUGUGUAGAAGGCAAACAUGUUGGCUCUGAGCAUUCAAGUGCUCGUAAUUCUAUGACCAAGGAUUCCAAUGAUUGGCUUAAUGUUGAUGACAUUGAUGUAAUAUGACUAUGCCUUGGAAUAUGUCCCAGAGGUAAGUUUUUUUUUAUUUUUAAAUAUGAUUCUCUUAUAUUUUGUGAAUAUCUGCAUAUAGUUGUGUACUCUACGAUUGACAUUCUGAAGAAUGCGUUUCUGUAAAUAAAACCAGUCUCCACUGGGCAUUGUGCUAUGUAUGGUUAUUUAUUGCACCGUACAUAAACUAAAUCUUCUAUUUGAUAUCUGAAUUCCAAGUUAUUUGAGGUUA